Messenger RNA from Rotaria sp. Silwood1, 1298 nucleotides. The record is from the annotation of a GenBank genome assembly. NCBI's taxonomy places the organism in Eukaryota, Metazoa, Rotifera, Eurotatoria, Philodinida, Philodinidae.
AUGAAUUACUUGAAGAGUUUAUUUUUAUUUUAGUUUCAUCAUCCGAUAUGGAUUCUUCUUCUUCUUCUUCACUUUCAACUGGUCAUUGUCGUAUAUGUGUUCCAUCAUUAAAUAUGUGUUUUUCAACGAAUAAAUUACAAUCAUUAAAAAUUAUAGGAAAUAUAUUUGAUGUAUCAAAAUUAGCACAUCCAUUAACUAUUCAAGAUUAUAUAUCAAUAUUAAUUGAUAAUGAUAAAUAUCUUGAUAGUGAAUUAGCAAAUAUAAUUAAUAAUUUACCAUCAUUAGUAUUACGUUAUAAACGUUCAAAUAAUAAUGAUAAUCAAAUAAUAAAUGAUAUAGAUAUUUCAGAUACAAUGAUGGAUGAAAAAUUAUCAUCAGAAUUUUCAUCAUUAACAAAUUCAUCUUUAGGUAAAAAAGAUAAUUCUGAUUCAAUUGUACGUGGUAUACUUAACAAUUCAAUGAAAUAUAAUUAUGAAAAACAAUCUGUUGAUUCAUCAUCAACAGGAGAUAGAAUUUUAAAUGGUAAUACUGUACAAAAUGAUAAUACAAAAAUACCGGUAACUCAACAGUCAUCUCAAAUGAAUUCAACAAAGUCAAAUCAAAUACCAUUAAAUCCUGAAACAAUUCAACAACAACAUAUAGAUUUUAUUAAGAAAUAUACAUCAGCAAAAGAAAAAUUAGAAGCUCAAUUAGAUAUAGCACGAAAACAAGAAAUAGCUAAUGGUGGACAAGCAAAUGAUGUGAUGAAACGAAAUAAUAUACUUAAUAAAUUAGCUCAAUUAGAAAAUAUUAAAAAUAAACAUUUAGCACGUACACUUGAAUUAAGACGACAAACUCAACAAAUAGCAACAACUGUAACUAUUAAUAAUAUUGAACAAAAAGAUUUACUUAAUAGUUUAUUUACUUCAUCAUCUCCAAAAUCCAUGGGAUAUAUACAAAUGGAUAAUAAUAGUCAAACAAAUAUUUCAUCAUCACCAACAUUUUAUUCAUCAGGUUAUCAACCUCAAUCGAAUUCUUCUCCUAUAUAUCGACCACAAUCAUUACCAUAUGAAACUGGACAAAAUUCACAAUCAUUUCAUGAUUUACAUACAAGAGUUAAAACUCCUGUAUAUGAUGAAUUUUUAAUACCAUCAUCAUCACCGUCAUCAUAUAUACCCGUGAAUAAUCCAUCAUUAUCUGUACAUUCAUAUAUGAAUGUUUCAUUUCAAGGCACACCAAAUAAUACAUCAACAAUGACACCAUCUUCUUUCAAUCAUCAACAUCAUCAUCAUCAUCACAAUACUACUUAUCCUUAUUGA